AUGAAGCCGAACAGUACAUACAUCCUGCUCAUAUUUUGCAGAUGGAUUCUCGCUCAAGCUUGUUAUUUCCCUGACAAUAAAGGAAAGAGUGUUCGGGCCAGCCUUGGCUACAGGCCAUGUAGCUCUAAUGACACGACUUACUCGAUAUGUUGCAAUACUGCUGAUCGAUGUUUCAGCCAAGGCGUGUGUUCGGAUAGCACUGGAACUGGGCCUUCCCGUCUGUACCGAGGUGGCUGCACGGAUGAGAAUUGGUACAAUUGCCCAGAUAUUUGUUUGUCCAAGAAUGGAAAUGCUUCCAUCACAAUCAAACUGUGCGAGAGUACUAGAGACUACUGCUGCCAGAGUGCCUCUCGGGCGGCGAGUAACUGUUGCAUGAGUGCCGAUGAACGAUUCUCAAUAUCAAAGAUCCCGCGUAUCAGUGAUCCGUCGUCUCGCAAGGUUCCUGUUGGGGCUAUAGCGGGUGGUGUUGCUGGGGGUGUUAUUGGUCUUAUUGGCCUGGUAGGCCUAUGUUUCGUCGUUGUAAUGCAUCGGCGAGGGAAAAAGAGAUUGGGAAACCAAGCUUUGGGUGGCAAGUAUGAUCACAGCACGGAUAAAAGCAGCACAGUAAUCGAUCCGUCCCUUGCAGAGGCUGAUGCUGGCCCGGGAAGUGUAUUGGUAGAGUCAGACUCAAAGGCUAUUCGGCCAAAGACUGUGCAUGAGCUACCGGCAUAG
Molecule: messenger RNA, 711 nt
Organism: Fusarium venenatum
Lineage: Eukaryota; Fungi; Ascomycota; Sordariomycetes; Hypocreales; Nectriaceae
Source: RefSeq, a predicted model, not a curated record